GUUCUCUGUCAGAAGAAAAGGAGGAAGCGGAGAGAGAGCAGCGCAGCGGCAGCUCGUCUACUCUGAAGGACAAGAUUACAAACCCCAAACAAACCAAAAGCUAACUAUCAGCUGUUUGCAACCUCACCGUUUACCGUCAAGCGACUUUUGCAACCCCAGAGACGCCAACAACUUGCGUUGGUUAGUUAAGUAAAAAAAAAAAAAAGACAGUUGCCACAGAUAGUCUGAAAGAGAAUGGCAGACUCUGCGGCGGCCAACAGCGACGGGGAGGACGGACCCCGCGAGCCCAUGCGGGGCUUCGCGCGCCAAGGAGCCCUCCGCCAGAAGAACGUGCACGAGGUGAAAGACCACAAAUUCAUCGCGCGCUUCUUCAAGCAGCCCACCUUCUGCAGCCACUGCACCGACUUCAUCUGGGGUUUUGGCAAGCAGGGAUUCCAGUGUCAAGUGUGUUGUUUCGUGGUUCACAAGCGUUGCCAUGAGUUCGUCACUUUCUCCUGUCCAGGUGCUGAUAAAGGACCUGCAUCAGAUGACCCGAGGGCAAAGCAUAAGUUUAAGAUCCACACCUACUCCAGCCCGACCUUCUGCGACCACUGUGGCUCUCUGCUCUACGGCCUCAUACACCAGGGCAUGAGAUGUGACCACUGUAUGAUGAACAUCCACAAGCGUUGUGUGGCCAAUGUGCCGAGCCUGUGUGGGACAGACCACACUGAGAGGAGAGGUCGCCUCCAGAUCACUGCAGAGAUCAAGACUAAUGUUCUCACUGUUACCAUCGGAGAGGGCAGGAAUCUGGUUCCUAUGGACCCCAACGGUCUGUCAGACCCCUACGUGAAGCUUAAACUGAUCCCAGAUCCCCGCAGCGAGAGCAAACAGAAGACCAAGACCAUAAAGUGCUGCCUCAACCCCAUAUGGAAUGAGACAUUUAAAUUCCACCUGAAGGAGUACGAUAAGGACCGCCGUCUGUCGGUGGAGAUUUGGGACUGGGACCUGACCAGCCGUAACGACUUCAUGGGAUCACUGUCCUUCGGCAUCUCAGAGCUCCAUAAACAAGGAGUGGAUGGAUGGUUUAAGCUGCUCUCCCAGGAGGAAGGCGAGUAUUUCAAUGUUCCCGUUGCUCCAGAGGGGGAGGAGGGCAACGAGGAGCUACGGCAGAAGUUUGAGAGAGCUAAGAUUGGCCCAGACAAGAACAAAGAAGGCAAGGCGGCCAAUGCUGCAUCCCGGUUCGACUCCAAUGGCAACCAAGAUCGCAUGAAGCUGGCUGAUUUUAACUUCCUGAUGGUGCUGGGCAAGGGCAGCUUCGGGAAGGUUAUGCUGGCAGAGCGUAAAACGACAGAGGAGCUGUAUGCUGUAAAGAUCCUGAAGAAGGACGUUGUGAUCCAGGAUGAUGACGUGGAAUGCACUAUGGUUGAGAAGAGAGUGUUGGCGUUGGCUGGAAAGCCCCCGUUCUUAACACAGCUGCACUCCACUUUCCAGAGCAUGGACCGUUUGUAUUUUGUCAUGGAGUACAUAAAUGGAGGAGAUCUCAUGUAUCAGAUUCAGCAGGUCGGCAAGUUCAAAGAGCCACAUGCUGUAUUCUAUGCAGCGGAGAUAGCCAUUGGUCUGUUCUUCCUACAUCUAAAGGGCAUCAUCUACAGAGACCUCAAGCUGGACAAUGUGAUGCUGGACUGUGAGGGUCACAUCAAGAUAGCAGAUUUUGGCAUGUGUAAAGAAAAUAUGACUGAUGGAGUCACUACCAAGACCUUCUGUGGAACACCAGACUACAUAGCUCCUGAGAUCAUAGCUUACCAACCUUAUGGAAGAUCUGUGGACUGGUGGGCCUUUGGAGUCUUGCUCUAUGAGAUGCUGGCUGGGCAGCCUCCAUUUGACGGUGAAGAUGAGGAUGAGUUAUUUCAGUCCAUUAUGGAGCAUCACGUCUCCUAUCCCAAGUCAAUGUCCAAGGAGGCUGUCGCUAUCUGUAAAGGGCUGAUGACGAAACAUCCAGCAAAACGACUGGGCUGUGGUCCGGAGGGAGAGAGAGACAUCAGGGACCACAGCUUCUUCCGCUACAUGGACUGGGAGAAACUGGAAAACAAGGAAGUGCAGCCGCCAUUCAAACCUAGAGCUUGUGGACGGGAAGCCGAGAACUUUGACCGCUUUUUCACACGCCACCCGCCGGUGCUGACCCCUCCCGAUGACGAAGUGAUUCAGAACCUGGACCAGGACGAGUUCCAGGGAUUCUCCUUUAUCAACCCUGAGUUCCCAGGAACUGCCCCUACCACCCCUGCCCUCGAGCAGGCUUGAUUUCAGCCCAUGCACGGACACACAAACACACACACACAUACACACACACAAAGAUAUACAUAAUCAUUUUUCCCAGUAUCAACCCCCGGAACAUUAAAAACACGCUAACAUAUCAUUUUUAAAUAUCCUGGAAAUGAUUUGUGCAGUUACAGGAACCAAGAAGCCAUGACUUAAACUGAUACAUAGAAAUGCCAUAUAAAUAAUAACACAUAUACACACAUUUGUUGUUCACACUGCUGAUACAACCUGGAUGAUGUGUUGGCUUCUUCUGAGGGUGCAUGUGCAACAUACAAUUGCCUGAAUGCAUGUAGCAUUCUAGUGCUGCUCUGGGGGGAUAUUUAGUUUGAAACAAAUUCUGUAUUUUUCCAUGCUUCUACAUGGUCAGAAUGUUACUAGAGUCAUUGACUUUCUCCAAGCUUUGUUUUUGAGAAGUUGCUUGGAUGUGUGAUUUACCACAAUGUUGUUGCUCAGUGUGAACAACAUUUGUUUAAUUGACCAGACCUCCUCAGAAUGAGGAGUAGAAAUGAAUGGUGACCCUUAAAAUCCAAACUUUAAAUAGAGGAACAAAAAUGAUUCUUAGAAAUAAGAACUGCAUUGUCACAAACGCAGUUUAUUUACAACCUAACUACAGAUUAGUAGCCGAGUCACGAUUCCCCCGGCACACACAAAUACACAAUAGCAUAAUUCACAUGUAACAUAGCUUUAGGAUUCCAUUUUAUUACUUUUUCUGGUGAAAAUUGUGAUUUUACUUUUCCCUUAGUCAGUCCUCGACUACUUCAGCGCAUUCUGAGUUUGGCCUGUACUUCUGGUGGGCUUUUUAUUCAAUGUGUAAUAUUAGUAAUGUCUGUAUGUUUAUCCUUAUCUUAGCUAAAACUGGAAUGCUUCACAUACUAGUGCAUGAGUAUCUAUAUCAAUUAUAGCCCUGGACUUUGUCUCCCAGCAGCAUUUUAGCAUCUUAUAACCUGCAACCUUAUGCUGCCGUUGUGUGGCUUUUUUUUAUGGUUUUCAGAACAUGUAUUAUUAAAAAAGAAAUUUGGUGUCUUAUUUUACACAUUGAGGCAAUGGAAGAUCUUUGCCGCAAAUAUCAGAUUUUCCAUGUGUCUUAUUUGUUGUUGAGCGUGGGAUCAUGAUGGUAAAAUGCUGUUGGUAAGUGUAGUCCUUAUAAAGGCUUUGAGUCCGUUAAAUAUAUAAUACUACUUCUUAUACCCUAAUUUUCUGUUAUCUAGUAUAUAAGCAAUGAAAGAGACUAGCAGUUAGUUAGUGUAUUACAAAAGCAUGAUCCAGAUAACAGGCGUUUCAACAAAUGUGUGUGCACAUGUAUGUUUUAUAUGUGUGCGAACGAGUACUGUGAAUGAAAAUGCACGUUUGCUUUUGAAUUUUUGUAUGUGUAUCAAUACCUGCAUUCCCAGCACCUUGCUCGGCCUUGUGUUUACAUUUGUCUGCAUGGUAAGUGUCUGCACCCCCUCAUAUCAAGCAGUAUUGGUAUGAUCCACUUUACUUCUAACCAGUGGCUCCACAAGUCACAGAAGAGAAAGGAUGGAAGUACAGAAGAAGGAAUGCAUGAUACUGAAAUUGAAACAAUUUGCAAAUAAUAUUAGGUUUCAAUGUCAGCACGAGACUAGUGAUACUAGAGAAACCUAGUGCUCACAUGAAGUCAUGAAAUCUUGUGUUUGAAUCAUUAUUGACAUUAAGUACUGCAAAGUCCACUUCAAUAUCUCCUGGAAGGCACCACCUAAGUACUAGAGAUGUUUUCUAUGGCCUGGAAACUCAAAUCCUGCUUUCAAAAUGCAGGUUCAGUACCUAAACAUGUUAAAGUUCCCAAGCCUGGGGAAAGUUUCUGUGGUAGAAAAAAGGCAACUAGCUGAAUUUCAAACUGCAUUCCAACUUUUCAUGCAGCUCUACUUUUCUGAUCUAGUUUUUUUUGGCUAAGUUGGAAAGGAUUUGAGGCUCAACUUAAUGUGAUUGGGGUCUUUCAAAUAGCCAUCUCCAUGCGCAAUAAAAAUUCCUAUCCUAGUUCGCAGUAGCAAUUGGGGACAACAGGCCUUCUGAAGCAGGAAAAUGUGUGUGCUUUGUCUCUUGUUUCCUCUAGCUAGCAAUAAUCUUGUUGACAGGAAGGCAACAUUGGUACUAAACCAACCUUCGGAAGGCUCACGUUUGGACUGUAGUUCAUUCACACGCAAGAGGCUGUGAGGUUAUGAAGCUUAUUGGUGGGAAUAUUUAUCCGGCCAGAGAGAAAGAUGGCAGUAGCUUAUACACUUCCGUGCAGCUAACAUUGUGUGGAAGUGGCUGAAGUGCUUCCUCAUGUCACACUCCUCUUUUAUCACAGAGACGCAUCCGUUUUUUCCUGCAAAGUGGGCACAUUCAGGUUCAGUGAGGUUUAUCAGUUGUAGUGGCAUGAAGUUAUACAGUAUCUGCAGCAGAAGAAGAAUCAAGCCACAAUGUCAUACGGGUAUUUCAGUUGAACAGUUAUCUUUCAUGCUAACCGGUGUGGGAGUCACUGCGGUUUCCACAAGCAUGACUAGUAAUGGAAACUAUCAUGACGAUAGUAACUGACACCUUAGAAUAUCUGCAGUAUGUAAGUAAGUAAGUGACUGGAAGUUGAGGGGGGUGGCAAUAUAUUCAUGGUGAUUGAUAGUGAAUUAGAA
Etheostoma spectabile (orangethroat darter) is the source of this 4922-nucleotide messenger RNA. RefSeq names its product protein kinase C beta type. The transcript is spliced from 17 exons. Gene Ontology annotation, molecular function: zinc ion binding; ATP binding; diacylglycerol-dependent serine/threonine kinase activity. Bases 235 to 2277 code for a protein of 680 amino acids. The record is from RefSeq and is a predicted model, not a curated record. Lineage: Eukaryota; Metazoa; Chordata; Actinopteri; Perciformes; Percidae. Gene Ontology annotation, biological process: protein phosphorylation.